CGACGGAGUGCUCAGCGUGUGGGAAGAGGCGAGCCCUUUGAACGGAGAGCCCUGGCAGGGGCGAAGGCGGGGCGGGGGCCCCCUAACGGCCUCGGCCCGCAGAUCGCCCUGGGGUCGGUGCACGUGAUCGACGCUGGGGAGACGGCUCUGGUGGAGGGGCUGCGCGCGGCGCCCUGGGAGUGCGGCAAGGGCGUGGCUGGGAUGCUGCAGCGCCUCUGCUCGCAGCUGGUCAAGCGAAGGCACCCGGGGAUCAAGGUGGCACGACUCACCCGGGACGACCAGCUGGGGUCCCGGGAGCUGAAGCAAUAGCACCUAAUCACCAAGCAGGGCAUCCUUUUGGUCCAGCUCAACGUGUCGGCCCUGCUGGAGGGGCUGGGCGCGCGGCUGGCGGCUCUGCGGGCCUUCUCGCCGCUGCCCACGGAGGCCGUGUCGGAGGCUGGCGGCGUCGUGGCACGCCUCCUGCUGUCGCCCUCUGUGCAGCGCGACGUGCUUCCGGGCGGGACCAUCAUCCAGGACUGGCAGCCCUACCGGCCGAGCGAGAGUAACUUGAGCCUGCUGGCGGCCAAGGGCCUGGAGUGGCGCGUGAACAGCCGCGCGCGCCCGCGCGUGCUCACGCUGUGCACGCGCCCCUUCCCCAUCCCACCUGGCGGCAACGGCACGUGGCGCUACGUCAACAUCUACACCUUCGUCAGCGAAGGCGCGCAGGUUCAGAGCCAGCUUCUGUGGCAUCUGCAGCGCCAGGCCCCGCGUCUCGUCCACCUCAACGUCAUGUGCCAGCUCUUCCUGGCGCCCCAGCUGUGGUUACAGCUGGCUGAUUUCUGCCAGGCUGGCUUGGGGCUCGAGCUGGUCAAGGGUUAUACCGAACAAUACCUGCUGGAGGCCGACAUCUAA
Messenger RNA from Aethalodelphis obliquidens (Pacific white-sided dolphin), 891 nucleotides. It is a transcript of the gene NAT16, whose product is annotated as N-acetyltransferase 16 (putative). The record is from RefSeq and is a predicted model, not a curated record. Lineage: Eukaryota; Metazoa; Chordata; Mammalia; Artiodactyla; Delphinidae.